GAUGGCGCUGUGGUCCACGUCUCGUACAAACAAAGGCGGAACAGACAGGCCCGUGCAGCACAACAGCGAAAUCUACUGCACUUUUUUUAUGCGUUUUUAGCGAGAAGAGGGCUGGUACACUGUAGAAGAUGACAUCUUUACGGAAAGAAAAUAAUGGGACACCAUGAGAUACUGAUGCUUAACAACACUCUUCAAACGUACACUGAAAAUUUGUAAAGCUACUGCAAGACCAUGGUCGAUAAUCGUUACGCCACGGCUCUCGUGAUCGGCUCCGUGCUGAGCCUGCUGGCCUCUGUGUACCUGUCUGUGGCUGUGGGGACUCAACACUGGUACCAGUUCAACAGCCCGCCCAUCAAACACGAGACGAGCAAUGUGUCCGAGCUCAGGGAGGAGUUCAUCAAUGGAGAAUUUGAUGAGAAGAGCUACAGUGAGACCAUGUUCCGCCUGAAUGGGACCCUCGGGCUGUGGUGGAGGUGCAUCCAGGUGCCCAGCCAGUCCCACUGGUUCAAAGAGCCAGAUCCCAAACUGGAAACUCAGUGUGUCAGCUUCACUCUUCAGCAGCAGUUUUCCUCAAAAUAUAAACAUCCUGGAAACCACAAUGGUGAAGAGGAUCUCCUAAGAACAUACCUGUGGAGGUGCCAGUUCCUUCUGCCCUUGGUGUCACUGGCUUUAGUGUUUCUCAGUGGGCUGGUUGGAGUGUGUGCCUGCCUGUGCCGCAGUUUCACCCCUACUCUGGGGGUUGGAGUCCUCCACCUUCUGGCAGGUCUGUGCUCCUUGGGUUCGGUGUGUUGUUUCCUGGCCGGUGUAGACCUCCUCCGUCAGUUUAUCACACCUCCAGAGGGAGUGGAUGGGUCACUCGGGUGGUCCCUUUACCUUGCUCUUAUUUCCUUCCCUUUGCAAAUGAUGGCUGCUGCUCUGUUUCUGUGGGCUGCCCGAAGUCACCGCAGAAACUACACACGCAUGACAGCCUACAGAGUGGCCUAAUACUUUAUACCAGCUCCAUUGACUUCCAUAUUAAUAGUGAACUGAAAAUCACAUGUAACUGCAAUGUUUUUUCUUACAUGGAACAACAUAUAUGAAGAAAAGUCUGUAGCCACAAAGAGAUCCCUCAUUUUGAUAUAUUCAUCUUUUGUUUAUAUUUUUUAACCAGAGUUUCCUCUAAAUUUGAGAUUUUUAUUUUUGUGUGUGAUGCCUUUGUUGUAUUGCUAAGCUGCUCACCAUAUUGUCCUUAUUGUGCUUGCUUGCCACUUUUGACUUGUUAAAUUAUUUGUCUUUAUUUGAAACAUUUAGCAUAUGUUUCCUGUGCAUGCCUUUAACUGCAAUGUUUUGCAAACUGUGGUACUUGGUUUUCUGUGGUAAUUUACGUUACUAUUUACAAGUCUUGAAAAGACAGCCGUCUGUUUUGGUAGAGUAAUAUUGAUACCAAUUUCAUUCACUAUUGACUUUCUAGAUCACUCUGAGAUGUGUUAAUGGGCUCUUUGCACAACAGCACCCUGCAAACCCACUGUUAGUGUCACUACUUCCUGUCCAGGUUUAUCUCCAUGAGGCUUUUGCCAAGUCACGCUAAAAUGAUUAAAUAUUUAAAGAUAAGGCAGUGGAGCUGUGGAUGGAUGUCACUGACAUACUAAAAACUAACGUAACAAAUAAAAUGAUUACUUCACCUGAGGACACAGAAAUGUUUGACUCAAUGCUAAUACUGAGGCAUAAUAAAUAUUAAAACAACACCACAAACUGAAGUAUUCUACAUAUAAAAAUAAUUGGGUAGUCUUUAUUUUAAUUCAUUUUAAUUUUAAUAGGUAGUUUAUUUAAUAUUUUCUGAUUUGAAAAAACGUGACUGUUGGCUUUGAGACACAGUGAGCUAGUGGAGUAUUUAGAGCACACAAUGACAUAUGUCCUGGCUACACUUUGCAAGUCAAAGCUCAACCAAUAUGAACACCUUCAAAACAGGAGGGAUACGUAGUCGCCAAAACAAAUAUAUACUUCUUAUACUUAUUUUUAUAUUGUUGCUUGAUUAACUUUGCAAAUGUCCUCAGUAUAAUUUAACAGUAAAAAUGUUGAUGUUAUCAUUAUGUUGUUCUACAUCAUAAAUUUGUGCUGUCCUUUGUAGAAACCAAAGCACAUUCCAUUUCCAUAUUAAUAAACCAGACUUCUUACAAAU
Molecule: messenger RNA, 2158 nt
Organism: Periophthalmus magnuspinnatus
Lineage: Eukaryota; Metazoa; Chordata; Actinopteri; Gobiiformes; Gobiidae
Gene: cldnd1b
Product: claudin domain containing 1b
Exons: 5
Coding region: 232-984 (250 amino acids)
Cellular component (GO): membrane
Source: RefSeq, a predicted model, not a curated record